Rotaria sordida is the source of this 2536-nucleotide messenger RNA. The record is from the annotation of a GenBank genome assembly. Lineage: Eukaryota; Metazoa; Rotifera; Eurotatoria; Philodinida; Philodinidae.
AUGACAUCGAAAACGUUUCGUGAUCCAGUUCUCGCAACAGAUGGUUAUACUUAUGAACGAGAAGCAAUUACUCAAUGGAUUUCCGAAGAAGGCAUUAGUCCAUUUACUGGACAACCAUUACGAAUUAAUGAUUUACGAUUUGAUGAUCGUUUGCAACUUUUAGCUGAGCAAUAUCGAAAUGAACAACCACCAGAGAAUUCUGAACCGAUCGUAAGACCUAGUGCUCCUCUCAGAACACUAAUAUACUAUGAUCUACCUGAAGAAAAUCGACGAGCUACAAAGAAUAUUCGAAAAAUUUACAUUAUAAUUAUUUGCUUAUUAAUUUUUCUAAUCGGUCUCAUCCUCGGCACUACAGUAGUUGGGCUUAAGUUUUAUUUAACAGCAGUGAAUGUAACAUCGAACUAUUCCGGAGCGGUUACAAUGAAUAGUCCAACAUAUGUUGUCGAACGAAACGACAUAUAUAGAUAUGAAAAAAUGACGUAUAGAUAUAAAUCAAUUCGAGUUAUUAUAUCAACUUCUGGCGUUUAUAGGUUCGAAUGCAAUGUAGACAAUUUGCCAUAUUUUGUUUCUAUUGGAACUAUUGACUUAUUUAAGGAUAGUUUUAAUCCUAUAAACUUAUCAAUGAAUCGACUGACGUAUGAAUAUGGCGGUCAAGGAAUCCAUAUUAGUUCUUUUGGUGUUUCACUGCGAUCUGGCGCGUAUAUCUUAGUGGUUAGUAUCACUGAUGUCUAUGAAAAAUUGUUCUCUAUUUUGAUUACUGGUCCAGCACGUGUCACUUUCUCUUGAAAAAAAUAUAAAUUAAUCAAUUUUGUUUCUGCUAUUGCGUGAAAAUAAAUUUAUAUGAUCACUGAUUAAUAAAGAUUUCUGUUUAUUCCAUGCUUUUCGAUCUAAUAUUUUGAUUCUAAUUAUUCAGAAAAUAUACGAAAAAAAAAUGAGAUGAGAUUAACAGAAUUAUUUUUUUAUGAUCUGAGUAGCAGCUACUUGAGGGUGGAUGUGAGUGUGGGUUUGCGUGGAGGAAAAAAUAACACUCACACCUACAAAAUAUGUAAGAAAAACGAAAAAAUUAAUGUGGCAUGUAAUUUCCUAUAUUUAUAAACUGAAAUAUUUAUAUAUCAAAACUGAUGUUUUCAAUUCAAUUUUUUUCGAAAAACUCCAUGUAUAUUUGGUUUUGUUCGUAAAUCAAAAAACUGAAGGGAGAAAAUAAAUGAAAAUUCUAUAUGAGCAUUAAAACUGCAUAUGAUUGUGAUCUUAAAUCUCAUUAUAUAAAGAAAUUUUUCAAUUGUGUACUAAUCGGAGAUAAAUAGAGUCAUCUAAAAUUGAAUCUACGACGAAAGAAAUGAUCAUUGAAAAAAUAUUUGAUUUAAAAAUGCAUCUAAAAUCAACCACCUAUUAUCAAACAGAAAUGUUUUUAAGCAAAUGAAUAUGGCUGAGAACUUUAACACAAUCGUUUUUUAACACUGUUCAAUCUUGUUAACAUCUCAAUAGGGUAUAAGUGUGGAUGUGAAGUAGAUAUGGGUGUGGGUGCAUCAGUCCUCUCUUUCAACACUCACACUCCAAUGUCCAAGUAACAAAAAAUUUUACGAGUCAUGAAAAUGCCUUGCACCGCACAUCUUCAGUGUAUUUUGUGAUUUUUAUUCAAGGUAAAGAGUUGUCUGUUAUACUAUGGUAGCUCUGAAACAUUUUUUAAUAGUGGCAGAGAAAUUCAAUAUUUAUGUUUUAACACAGAAAACAAAAUUCAAAAAAAUGUUAAUCUUUUUUCUUUUUGUUCAGUGUUUGUAUUAAUAAUAAACAUAUAAGCAAGUUGAUGUUGUUUAUGUAUGUCAGUUAUCUUCACUCCAGUUUUCGCAAUGACUAUCAUUUGAGUCUCAACCAUGAAAUAUUGACUUUUUUAUCUACACGGAGACUAUGUUAAUACAAACGCGUUAAGUGAUGUUUUUCGUAAGAUAUGGUUUCAAGAUGUUUUAUUCAUGCAGAAAAAUCAUUUUUCAGAAGUAAUUGGAGAAAUAGUUUUCAAUCUUUCACUGGUUUUGGACAGUAUUUCAGUCGGUCAGACUCGAUCGAUUGAUAAUUUUUCUAUCAAUUCCAUUGCUGAUUGAAGCGUAUCUCCAACGAACUUUUUGAAUCAACGACGAGUCGUUCAUCAGCAUCGCUCAUGGCUAGCCGCUUCUAUGUUUAAGUAUCAUUUCUCAGUUAAUGAUUCUUUUCCAUUUAUAAUCUAUCUGAUUCACGUUUGUGCUUUCCAUACGAUAUUAUCUGAUUUAUAAUGACAGGAUUCUUGAUUAGAAAUACAAAAGCUACAGUUACUGUGCGAAUGCUUGAAGAUAGAGAACGUUAUGACGACGUCGAUGAAAUGUUAUAGUGAAAUUUGAAUUGCUUUUCUACACAUAAUAUUUAUUGAAAGUCAUCAAACUCAAAAGUUUCGAGAAACCAUCUAUAGAUUCGGAGUCCUUGACGCCGAAAACUUUCGGUCAAACUUUAUAGUAAUUGGCUUUUUCGUUAAAAAAGCCGCAAUUAGCGUUGUCUCGUUCUAACUAGC